Calliphora vicina (urban bluebottle blowfly) is the source of this 1494-nucleotide messenger RNA. RefSeq names its product WD repeat-containing protein 18. The coding region runs from base 82 to 1398 and encodes 438 amino acids. Gene Ontology annotation, cellular component: nuclear pre-replicative complex. The record is from RefSeq and is a predicted model, not a curated record. The transcript has 2 exons. Gene Ontology annotation, biological process: DNA-templated DNA replication; rRNA processing. Gene Ontology annotation, molecular function: protein binding. Lineage: Eukaryota; Metazoa; Arthropoda; Insecta; Diptera; Calliphoridae.
ACACGUGCGGCCACACAAUUUUAGCGGUGGCAUUUUUUUCUAACAGAAUUUAAAAUAAAUUAUUGAAAAUUUUCAACAAUAAUGAGUGAUAAUAAUAUUUUAGAAGUUUUAUUUGUAAGUGAUACCAAUGAUAAUCAAUUGACAUGUUCGGUAUGGGACUAUCGUACGGGUACAAAUUUAAUGAAUUAUAAAGGUGGCGGCGGUGGUGCUUCUUUGCAUUCUCUGAAUCUUCUACGUUCCGAAUAUGUGAUGGCGGCCAACUUAACAAAACCUUUGUUGCAUGUAUGGCCCAUCAAUAACCAGGAACAAAUGACUGCCAUACGUUUUGUGGUACCGGGUGCGGUGACGGCUUUAGCUUUGUCCCCCGAUGGUUGUUAUAUAGUGGCUGGCAUACAAGAAACUAUUUAUAUAUGGCAAGUAUCCACUGGUCGCAUGAUGACCAGUCUGGGCAAGCAUUAUCAAACUGUUACAUGUUUAAAAUUCACCGAUGAUGGUUCUCAUUUCGUAAGUGCCGGCAAAGAUGGUGCAGUUUUGGUAUGGAACUUAACCCAGGUGCUGUGUCGUAAUAUCGAUCAACGUUCUGAGCCUGUUUAUACGUUCAACGAUCACGGCCUUCCCGUAACAGAUGUUCAUAUCGGUGCUGGUGGCAUUAGAUCGUACAUGUUUACCGUGUCAUUGGAUCGUUCAUGUAAAAUUUACGACCUUAGUAGUGGCACUUUAUUGCUAAGUGUUGUGUUCGCUGAAGGAUUACAAAGCGUUAUAUCAAAUGCCCUGGAGACUAUGGUGUUUGUGGGCACAAACGUUGGAAAUAUUUUCCAAUUUCACAUCAAAGAUAUUCCAAGAGUUAAGGAAUAUCACGUUGAAGAACAACCAAAAUCAUUUGCAGGGCAUACAAAACCGAGUUGUGUCAAUUGUUUAGCUUUAUCGUUAGAUGGCCAGACAUUAGUCUCUGGUGGCAGUGAUAACCAAGUGUUGGUAUGGAAUAUACCAAGUCGUCAAUUGGUUAAACAUAUGCAAUUCAAAGGACCCAUAACAAAUCUUAAAGUACGCCUAACAAAUCCGGUAGUUUUUCAUCCGGAACAUAAGCAACCUCAAGUUUUUGGCUCCAAUCUUAAACGUAUGAUAGAUCCCGUCGAACAAGAUGAAGAACAGGCCAUUGAGAUUAUGGUUUCUAAUAGUUAUGAAGAUGAGUUGGAAAAUGAACAAAAUAAAUUUGCUAUAGAACGCUCCGAUCAUAGUUCCUCCAGUAGAAAUGUGGUGUCUUCAGCCUCUAAUAACUCUGCCAAUGAUAAUAGUGAAGAACUGGAAUCACUGCGCCAAGAAGUUCAAAAACUAAGACGUGUUAAUAAGCGUUUGUUUGAAGUGUCCAGUAAACAACUAUUGCGGAUGAAAAAGUAAUUGCCGGAUUAUUACAGCAAUUUACUAUAAGUUUAUAAUAUUUUUUGAAUUAUUGUACUUUAUUUGUCGUUUAAGAAUAAAACAUAAAUCACCCAA